Messenger RNA from Archocentrus centrarchus (flier cichlid), 1669 nucleotides. RefSeq names its product tropomyosin isoforms c/e-like. The transcript has a single exon. The record is from RefSeq and is a predicted model, not a curated record. Lineage: Eukaryota; Metazoa; Chordata; Actinopteri; Cichliformes; Cichlidae. The coding region runs from base 147 to 1535 and encodes 462 amino acids.
CGCCUUUGAUCUGAAAAGGUAUAAGUAGGCUCGUCAGCCAGAUUUAGUGAUCACGAAUCUCAGACGGCAGAAACAGAGAGCAAGACGGUUAAAAACGUAAAGCAAACAGCAGAAGCUAAAACUAUUUUACGACUUUAUCAUUUAAUAUGUCAGCCACACAAAAGAAAACUUGCAGAAACAUGCAGAUGCAUGAAAAUGCUGAAAAGGAAGCUGCAAAGAAGGAGUUGGAGGAGCUCCAGAGACAACACGAGGAGGAGAGAAGAAGAUUCGAGGAGGUAAAGAGAGAAACUGUGUUAGUCCUGAAGAUACUGAAAGAAGAGAAGAAAAACCUACAGAAGGCAAAGAACUCAGUUGAAACGUUAGAGCUUCAAGAAGAAAUUGCAGAGCUGAAAGUAAAAAGGGCCAACAUAGAACUGAUGGAAGGCAAGAAAAAACUGCAAGAGAAGAGAGAAGAAAUAGAAAAGGCCAACAAGGAACUGAAGGACACAAGUAAGGAAGCUGAGAACGUAAUGAAGAGACUGCGGGAGGCUCAGAAGGCUCUGGAUAAGGAGAAGAAAAAGCUGCAAGAGACAAAAAAUAAAUCUGAAAAUGCUAAGAAAGAGUUCCAGGAGGUCCAAGCAGCGUUAGAGGAGGAGAAAAGGGCAAUAAUAGAAAUGAGGAUGGAAUCUGAAAAAUCACCAAAGGAAUUGUUGGAGGUUCAGACGUCCCUGAAAGAGGAGAAAAAAGCUCUGGAAGAAGCAAAGAUGGAAACUGAAAGCUUAAAAAAGGAAGCUGACAGUUCAAAGAGGGAAUUGUUGGAGCUCCAAAGAGAAAUGGAAGAGGAGAAGAAGGCAAUGCUGGAGGCCAAGAAAGCAACUGAAGUUGCUAAAAUUCAGUGUGAAAAUGUUACAGUGGAAGCCGAGAUGGCAACACUGAAACUUGAAAAUAUAAGGAUGGAAUUGUUGGAGCUCCAAAGAGAAAUGGAAGAGGAGAAGAAGGCAAUGCUUGAGGCCAAGAAAGCAACUGAAGUUGCUAAAAUUCAAUGUGAAAACGUUACAGUGGAAGCCGAGAUGGCAACACUGAAACUUGAAAAUAUAAAGAUGGAAUUGUUGGAGGUCCAGAAGUCCUUGAAAGAGGAGAAAAGAGCUCUGCAAGAAUCAGAGAUGGAAACUGAAAGCGUAAGAAAGGAAGCUGACAGUUCAAAGAAGGAAUUGUUGGAGCUCCAAAGAGAAAUGGAAGAGGAGAAGAAGGCAAUACUGGAGGCCAAGAAAGCAACUGAAGUUGCUAAAAUUCAAUGCGAAAAUGUUACAGUGGAAGCCGAGAUGGCAACACUGAAACUUGAAAAGGCAAAGCUGGAAUUGUUGGAGGUCCAAAGAGCGCUGGAGGAGGCAAGAAGCCAAGAAGCAGAAGGGCCUGAUGCUGUGGUGACAGAGUGUGAAGAUGCGCACAAACAGGAGGAAGUAAAAAAGGUGCUGAAAAAGAAGAAAAAAUCAAAGAUGAGCCGCAUUUUCAGCUGGUUCAGCUGCAUCAAAGGGGCUCAGGAGGAGGAUGACUAACUUCACUCCUGGCAUUAGUUUCCUCUUUCUCCCUCCCCUCUCUACUUUUUCUUCAUCUUCUUCACCCAACAACUUCCAAUCCAUUUCCUCUGUCUCCCUCAUCCUCAUCCACCCUUUUCUCUCCUCCCUCCUCC